Molecule: messenger RNA, 1141 nt
Organism: Austrofundulus limnaeus
Lineage: Eukaryota; Metazoa; Chordata; Actinopteri; Cyprinodontiformes; Rivulidae
Source: RefSeq, a predicted model, not a curated record
UGUUGAAAUAGUUCAGAUUUUACUUGCUCCUGUCAUUGGUCUACAGACAAUUAACAAGUUGAAAACACUCAUUGAACAGCACUUGAAGCACAUGAAAACCCUUUUUCCAGAUAACAACAUCACACCUAAACAGCAUUAUUUGAUUCACACACCAUCCCAAAUUAAACUUUUAGGACCAGUGGUUCGUCAUAUGUGCAUGAGAUUUGAAUCAAAACACUGCUUUUUUAAACAAUGGGCAUCAAAAAUAAAUUUUAAAAAUGUUUGCAAGUCUCUAAUAAGGCAUAAUCAAAUGUAUGAAUGUUGUAAAAAUGUGAAUAAUUUUGAUCACCCCAUUUUUUCWAACGAAUGCACAUUAGGACCAACAUCAGAAAUAAGCAACAUGUCAUACUUAAAAGAAAAGAUGAGGGUCUUCGUUGGAAAUGAUGAGGUAAARCAUGCAGUGAGUGUUAAAUGGCUAAAUCUAAAUGGUAACAAAUACAUGAAGGAAAAGUCAUUAAUUGUGAGUGCUAUUGAUGCUAGUGGUUUACCUGUAUUUGGGRUUGUGAGAAAUAUCUAUGUGAUCAAUUCAUCUUUUUAUUGUUUUGAAUUYCAACAGCACAACACCAUUUGUUAUGACAGAGCUUACAUGUCAUAUAGGAUAGAGAUUCCAAACAUGGCACAAGCAACAGAACUGAUAUCGGCUGAUAAUGUAAUAGAUUUCACUCCAUACUACAGUUUUACACACAAAGGUAUGACCUAUGCUAUUAUGAAAUAUUACCUGGGUGAUGUAAUUGGACUACACACGAGCUUGCAUGAUGCAUUAUAAAAUGUACUGUUUUACAUGGAUGGACACUAUCGUCAGGUUAUUGUUUCAGACAGUUUAGCAGCAAUUUUGYAACUUAAGUUGUUGCCUUUUCUAGCACUGAGUUUUUAUUGUACAUGGCUGUUUGUCAUAGUGAAGUAAAAGAAAUUCUAAAAGUGUUAAUCUGCUUGAUCAAGUYAAAUAUGAUCUGUAUGAUGUUUUUCUAAAUGAGGCUUGCUUAACAGUGUUUCAUAUUUAGUAUGUUCUGUGAGUCUUGCAGCUUUUAUUAAUGUAAGACUGCAUGUUGUGUAAAGCAUUAUGAUAUAAAAUUUGUGUAAUUAAAUACAUUUCUUAAAUUAA